AUGGUGAAUAUUGUUAACGUUGCUUUGGGCUUGUUGCUGCUGCUGCUGCUGUCUCUGAACCGAAGCCACUCUUCUUCUCCUGAGAGCCUUGCUAGAAUCCUGGCAGAUUGUUUGAAUGAUGCAGACUACAAAGCACUAGAAAACAUAAUGGAGAAAGGCCUUCCAAAAAUAACUGAACCUCAUCGUGUUGUUAUCGUUGGGGCUGGCAUGGCUGGACUCACUGCUGCCAAACUUCUGCAAGACGCUGGACAUGAGGUAACCAUUUUGGAGGCAAGUGAGCGCGUUGGAGGACGGGUGUUGACCCACAGGAAUGAAGAAGAGGGCUGGUAUGUCGAAUAUGGGGCCAUGAGGAUCCCAAGUUCUCAUCACAUUCUGCUGAAGAUUAUCCACCAACUGAACCUGACAGUGAAUACAUUCAAUAUGACUGAUGACAACACCUAUUACCUGGUGAAUGGGAAUAGGCACAAGACUUCAGAAGUGAUGAAAAAUCCCAGCAUCCUGAAUUAUGACCUACCAGCGAACGAGACAAAUAAAAACGCCAGUGAGCUGCUGCAGGAGGCAUUACUGGAGGUGAAAGAUUAUAUUAUAAAUCAUACAUGUGAGGAAGCUCUGAAGAAGUUUGAUCACUACUCUGUAAAGGAAUAUCUGCGAGAAGAAACCAAUUUGAGUUUAGAAGCCAUUAGGAUGAUGGGAGACAUCCUGAAUGAAAACAGCAUCAUGGCCAACGCUCUGACUGAGAUGGUUUACCUCAUGAAUGACGUCAACGACUCUGUGGUAUACAGCGAAGUGACUGGAGGGACAGAUCUAAUCCCCAAAGCUCUUUACAAAACUCUCAAAAAGGACACAGUCAAAGUAAACUCUACAGUCAAGAAAAUCUACCAGUUUGAGAAAAAAGAUCGAGUCGUGGUGUCGUAUCAGUCUGACCAAACAGACGGUCUUUCUAAUAUUACAGCUGAUGCUGUUCUGGUAACAACCACUGCCAAAGCAGCGCUCUUUAUUGAUUAUGAUCUGCCUCUCUCCGCCUCCAAGAUGAAGGCUCUGAGGUCAAUCCACUAUGGAGGCUCCACCAAAGUUGUCCUCACCUUCAGUGAAAAGUUCUGGGAGAAAGAAGGCAUCUAUGGAGGAAAGAGCGUCACUGACCGACCCUCUCGAUUCAUCUACUACCCCAGCCACAGCUUUCCAAGAAACGAUAAGAUCGGCGUCCUCCUGGCUUCCUACACCUGGGCUGAAGACUCCAAUCUCCUCCUGAGUUUGAGCGAUGAGGAUCUGAAAGAGUUGGUCCUGAACGACUUGGCAUUGAUCCACAGCGACCAGGUCAAGUCCCUCUGCACCGGCAUUCUGGUGAAGAAGUGGAGUCUGGACCCCCACAGUCACGGCGCCUUCGCUCUCUUCACUCCUUACGAGCACCUGGAGUACAAUGCGGAGCUCCAGAAGAAUGAGGGCAGAAUUUAUUUUGCUGGUGAACACACAGGCUUCCCCCACGCUUGGAUUGAGACGGCUAUAAAAUCUGCAAUCCGAGCAGCCAACCACACAAAUACUGAUGCAAAGAAACACCUAAACUCGGCCAGAGAUGAGCUGUAA
Molecule: messenger RNA, 1581 nt
Organism: Xiphophorus maculatus (southern platyfish)
Lineage: Eukaryota; Metazoa; Chordata; Actinopteri; Cyprinodontiformes; Poeciliidae
Product: L-amino-acid oxidase-like
Exons: 7
Coding region: 1-1581 (526 amino acids)
Biological process (GO): amino acid catabolic process
Molecular function (GO): polyamine oxidase activity; L-amino-acid oxidase activity
Source: RefSeq, a predicted model, not a curated record